CACAGCUCGGUUACAGACAGGCUGAAGGUCUUGAGCCAUGUCAGCGUGCUCAGCCCUCCUGAACCGGCGUGUGGCCGGAGGCUGCCGCAGAAUUUGGUCCGGUGUUCCUGGACCACUGGUCCACAUCAGAUCAGCCAGUGCAGCUGAGCCAGGCGCAAGAAGGUCUGAUGAGGACCAACUGUGGGAGGCAGCAGGCCACCCGCCAUUCACCAGAGCCAGGAUAGGAUCGUUCUUUCAGGAAAAGGCGGUGCUGAAGAACCCGUUUCUAGAGGAUGCCUUGCUCAGAGGAUACCUGAGGAGACACCUGCCGCAGGAGGUGGUUUUCUCAGACUUGUGUGCAUUUGGAGAGCGAGUUGCAAAAGAGGUGGACGGUUGGGGCAGAGAGUGCGAGGUCAACCCUCCACGACUGGUGCACUUUGAUCCCUGGGGUCGCAGAGUUGAUCACAUAGUGACCUCCGAGGCCUGGAAACGCAUGAAAGAGCUCUCAGCACAGGAAGGACUGGUCGCCAUCGGCUAUGAGAGAGCAUUUGGGGAGUGGAGUCGUGUGUACCAGAUGAGCAAGUUGUACAUUUUCUCUCCGUCGUCUGGUCUCUACACCUGUCCUCUGGCCAUGACUGAUGGGGCUGCCAAGGUCAUCCAGUCCGUAGGUGUUUCGUGGCCAGUGGAAGAAGCCUACAGUCGUUUGACAACCCGUCAGCCUGAACGUUUCUGGACGUCUGGACAGUGGAUGACUGAGAGACAAGGAGGAUCAGAUGUGGCCAGCGGCACAGAAACAGUGGCUGUCCCCCAAACCGAUGGUUCGUACAAACUACAUGGCUUCAAGUGGUUCACUUCUGCGACAGACGCAGACAUGACUCUCACACUGGCCAGAGUGCAGGACAGAACGGGAGCAACCACAUCGGGCAGCAAAGGUCUGUCUCUGUUUUAUGCAGAGGUGAGUCGAGAUGAGGAUGGCCGACUGAGAGGUAUAGAGGUUCAGAGGCUGAAGGACAAGCUGGGAACACGACAGAUGCCGACUGCUGAGUUACUGCUGGAUGGUCUGCCAGCACACAGGCUGUCAGAUGAAGGCAGAGGAGUGGCCUCCAUAGCUAACAUGCUGACUAUAACCAGGAUCCACAACAGCAUCUCUGCAGCAUCUGCAAUGAGAAGGGUGCUCCAGUUAGCUCGUGACUAUGCCACUCGCCGCACUGCCUUUGGAAAGCUUCUUAAAGACCACCCACUGCACAUGCAGACUCUGGCUAGGAUGGAGGUGGAGACUCGUGGAGCCUUUCUGCUGGUGAUGGACGUGUGUCGCCUGUUGGGCCGAGAAGAAAGCGGCAUAGCGACACAGCUCGAUGCACACCUCCUACGCCUGCUCACUCCUGUGGUCAAACUGUACACUGGGAAGCAGGCGGUGGCUGUGGUGUCGGAGGGUCUGGAGAGCUUUGGAGGACAGGGCUACAUCGAGGACACUGGGUUGCCCGGACUACUUCGUGAUGCACAGGUGUUGAGCAUAUGGGAAGGCACUACAAAUGUUCUUUCUCUGGACGUGUUGCGGUGUGUGGCUCGUAGCUCAGGAAUGGUUCUUCAUGCUUACUUCACCCAUACAAAGUCCCUGCUUGCAGGCGCAUCAAGUGUUUCCUCCCUGGCCCCGGCUGUGAAAGCGGUGGAUGGUUCUCUCUCUGAGCUGGAGGAGUUUGUUCAGGUAGCCGCUACCAGAGGACAGAGCUACCUUGAGCUGGCAGCCAGAGACCUGGCAUACAGCCUGGCGCGCAUCUACACAGGUGCCCUUCUCAUCGACCACGCAUGUUGGAAAGGAGCUUCUCCAUCUGACACCUACGCAGCUCUCAGGUGGUGUGAACAGGACAUGUGUCCUGUGGCAACUAAACAGAAGAGAGGCUGCUAUGAUUCCAGCACUCCACCACUCGAUGCUGCGUUGGUCUACGAUCAGCUGAUAGAUAUCUGAAUGAUUGUUGAAUACUGGUCAAUGUAUGGCUUGAUCUGCUUUCGCUGAGCCCCAGUCUAGCAAAGUGCCACACAGAGUUACUGUAUCCCACGUUUGUAAUUUUAUAGAUGACUGAGAACUCGUGCUAUUAAAGAUGAAAAUGCAGUCCUGAAUAAGCACAUGAAUGAAACUGAGAAUAGGAUUUCAACUGUAAUCUAGUCUGUAUAUAGCAUUUAUGUUGUUUAGUAUUUUUUGUAGUUACUUAUGUAUAUACCGUAUUUACAUUCUUUCCACAAGAAACAUGAAGCUAUAGGUUGACUGUUUAUGAAGCGUACAUGUGAUUUUGGAGGACUGAAUGUUUAAAAAGCACGUAAAUAUAGCGAGACCAGGCUUUUCACAGUCAUGGCCAUUCCCACGGUUAUUCGAUUUCGAAGACUUGAACAAGUAAACAUCAACAGAAUAACAAGAUCACAAGUCAGAGGGAAGAAGGGACCCAAAGCUGAUGCUGCUCUGUUGGAGCGUCACAUACAUGCUGCCUUCUAGUACUGUUGGAAAAACUACAAGUGUGAUCUGAUGCGUGAGCUUCAGAGCUGUUGAAACAAUGGUAACAUAACCUAAUUCUUUUGACUUGUGUUGGGAUGAAUUCUCUUGUGUGUUGAGUCUUUUUGUGUCAUUGUGCCUUCAAGCUGCAUAUCUGAAAUGUAAUUAAAGCAAAACAUGCUGACAGAGCUGCUAAGGGAUGCACAUCUUUUUAAAAACAAAUGAAUAAAGACUACAUUAAAUGCACAA
Molecule: messenger RNA, 2713 nt
Organism: Stegastes partitus (bicolor damselfish)
Lineage: Eukaryota; Metazoa; Chordata; Actinopteri; Pomacentridae
Exons: 15
Coding region: 38-1945 (635 amino acids)
Molecular function (GO): acyl-CoA dehydrogenase activity
Source: RefSeq, a predicted model, not a curated record